AUGAAGCGAUACGGAUGGUUUCUGUGUAAAAACACUAUGCUGUUUGAUUUAUUAAGGAAUUCACUAAAAGAAUCGAUUGGCAGGAGACACAAUGUGACGGCAGCCAGACUCCGUGUAAAGUGUGUGGCACAGUGUGUUCAGCGGCGUGUCCUGACAACAUCAGAGGUACGAAGUUCCAGCCUCGACUCAGGGGACAACAUCAUCAGGAGUCACCUGCCAGAUCUAGUCCUCCCCACAGACACUCCGUUUCAUGAGUAUAUAUUUGAGAAAUGUGAUCUCUACAAGGAUUUGCCAGCAGUGACAGAGUUUGUGAGUGGAAGAACCUACACCUACUCGCAAGUGAAAAAGAACGCAAUCAAAGUGGCCAGCGCUCUUCAUCGGCUCGGGUACAAGAAAGGAGAUGUCGUUUUGUCGUUCUCUACCAAUCACAUCGACCUGCCUGUUUUGAUGUUAGCUUGUGCCAGCCUGGGAGUCUGGUACAGUGCAGCUAAUCCGACUUUUACUGCAGAUGAACUCAGCCGACAACUACAAGACAGUGGCAGUCAGGCAGUGUUCACCAUGCCCCAUCUUUCUGCAACUGUCAGAGAGGCGUUGGACUGCAGAAAUUACAAGCACAAUGUCAAGCAAGUAUUUGUGUUUGGGACGUCUCCUGGCCUGCGAUCAUUUCAAAGUCUACUAGAAGACGAUGGGCGGGGCUUCCCACACGUCUACAUCGACCCCAAGAAAGACGUGUUCGUGCUCCCAUACUCCAGCGGAACCACAGGUCUUCCAAAGGGAGUGAUGCUGACACACUUCAAUGUACUGGCUAAUUGCAUACAGAUCCAAGCUUCUGUCCCGGUCAGUGUUGGCGAGAAAGCGUUGGGGUUACUCCCCCUUUAUCAUAUCUUGGGCAUGGUGAUUGACCAAUACUGUGUCCUCCAGAGUGGAGCCUGCCUGGUGCAACUGCCCAAGUUUGACCCCGAGACUUUUCUCAGGUGUCUGCAAGAUGCUAAAAUCGAACUGGCAAACCUUGUCCCGGCUGUUGUAAACUUUCUAGCCAAACACCCAGGGGUGUCUAAGUAUGACAUCACCUCCUUGCGGAGAAUCUACUCCGCCGCUGCUCCACUGGGAGAAGGUCUCACUCAGGAAUUUCUUCAACGACAUUCAUUUGGAGUGACUCUUGCACAAGGUUAUGGCAUGACUGAGACCUCGCCAGCAACAAACGUCGAUUACACCAACAAGAUGUGCGGCUCUGUUGGCACCAUGUUGGUCAACACGCUAGGACAGAUCGUCGACAAUAACACAAAUAAACCGUUGGGUCCGCGACAGCUUGGAGAAUAUUGUGUCAAGGGGCCGCAAGUCAUGAAGGGGUACUAUAAUAAUCAGAAAGCGACACAAGAAAUUAUUACCCCUGACGGAUGGCUACACACAGGUGAUAUCGGCUACUACACAGAAGACGGCAAUGUCUACAUCUGCGACCGCAUCAAAGAACUCAUCAAGUAUAAAGGCUCUCAGGUACCGCCUGCUGAGCUGGAGUCUGUACUGCUCGAGCACCCUGGAGUUGCUGACGCGGCCGUUAUUGGUGUACCAGACGAGAGGGCUGGGGAGUUACCCAGGGCCUUUGUAGUCAAGAAGCUUGGUGUAAAAGUCACAGAAAAGGACAUUGUAGAUUUUAUGAAAGACAAGAUGGCUCCUUCCAAAAGGCUGCAUGGUGGCGUUCAGUUUAUCGACGAAAUUCCUCGCAAUGCAAGUGGCAAAAUAUUAAGAAGGUCCAUAAAAGAACAAUAUACAAGAACUAUGAAAGGGUAA
Molecule: messenger RNA, 1788 nt
Organism: Candidula unifasciata
Lineage: Eukaryota; Metazoa; Mollusca; Gastropoda; Stylommatophora; Geomitridae
Source: the annotation of a GenBank genome assembly